UCGAGAGAGAGAGAAAGAGAAUGGAAGCACUAUAUGGAGUUUCUUCUGGAAACUUUGACAUCAAGUCACCGGCGGACAAGUUCUUUACAUCUUUCACCGACGACAUAGAUAGCACUUUUGACAUAAUAUCGAAGGAGAAGAUCACUGAGUCUGUGGGUUGGGAGAAAAGAACAGUGACGUUGAAUAUGUGUGGAAAUCUAGUCUCGGAUAGCUACAAUACUUUCAAAGCAACCAUCACGGUCACUCCCAAGGAAGAUGAGACCGAUGGUAGCCGUGUGGUGUGGACCGUCGAGUACGAGAAGAUCCGUCAUGACAUUGGAGAUCCAAUGUGGAUCAUCGACAUUCUUAUCAAUUACUUAAAGGAGACUGAUGAAUAUCUUUGUAUGUAGUUUUUUUAAAUCACAAGGUGCGUAUUUAGUUAGGAUAUAACCUAACAUCUUAGGUGAAAUGGGAUUUAAAUAUGUUUCUACGUUUAUUGCAUUA
Molecule: messenger RNA, 483 nt
Organism: Brassica oleracea var. oleracea
Lineage: Eukaryota; Viridiplantae; Streptophyta; Magnoliopsida; Brassicales; Brassicaceae
Exons: 2
Coding region: 21-389 (122 amino acids)
Biological process (GO): defense response
Source: RefSeq, a predicted model, not a curated record